This is a messenger RNA of Ustilaginoidea virens, 795 nucleotides long. RefSeq lists its product as uncharacterized. The transcript is spliced from 2 exons. The record is from RefSeq and is a predicted model, not a curated record. Lineage: Eukaryota; Fungi; Ascomycota; Sordariomycetes; Hypocreales; Clavicipitaceae. The coding region runs from base 1 to 795 and encodes 264 amino acids.
AUGCUGCCUCUCUGGUUCGUGCUCGCGGGUAUAUGCGUCGGCGCCGCCUUUGUCCGCCCGCCGCCCUACUCCCCGGACCACAGGAACAAGUACCAGGACAACCCGAGAUACACAUGCGGACGCAGCGUCAAGUUCAAAUGGCAGACGGACUACAAGGGCCCAAUGGUGCUGGCCAUGCUCACAGAGUACCCGGGGACUGUCGUCCAGGCUGUUCUAAAAGAAAACAUCCCCCAAGGCACCACCGAAGCAACCUGGACCGCCAAUCUCCACGGCGUGGAGAGCAUCCUUCCCCCCGGCCACGACGCCGUGCUCUACCUGGCCCUCAGCCGAGGGGAUCAGCCCCAGCCCGACUUUUACUCUAGCUACUUCAACGUCACUGCCCCCAACGCCGCCGCCGCCUCCGCCUCCGCCUCACCCGCUCCCGCGACGACAGCCCCGCCCUCCGACACGGCCACGGCCACGGCCACGGCCACGGUUACGGCAACCCCCACCGCCACCCCGACAGGCAAGCCGCGCAAGUGGGACGGCAGAUCGAAUCUGACAAGGUUCGCCGUGGCGGGCGUCGUCGUGGGCGCCGUGAUUGGAGGUGUGCUCGUCCUCGCCCGCGUGGCGUUCGUCUUGUGGACGCGGCGCAAGAAGCGCGCCGGGGGGGACGGCCCUACUGAGCUGGCUGCCGGGACGUGUCAUGGCCUAGUCGCAUCUGGCGGCCGGGACGCGCAUCGCAGGGACGUGCAGGACAUCCAUCGACAGGAAUCCAAGGAGCUGGAUUCCGAGUCGCUUCACGAAAUGCCUUGA